Messenger RNA from Erythranthe guttata (spotted monkey flower), 1883 nucleotides. RefSeq lists its product as hypothetical. The record is from RefSeq and is a predicted model, not a curated record. NCBI's taxonomy places the organism in Eukaryota, Viridiplantae, Streptophyta, Magnoliopsida, Lamiales, Phrymaceae.
AAUUACAGUUUUACAGCGGGGCGCAACAAUUGGCGCCAUUUGCGCGGCUUUGGCGCUUCCAUCGAAAAUAAUCGGAAGGAAAUGAAAACAGAAUACAGAAGAGAUCAACCUCCUGAGCUCCGGCGAGUGACGUCACCAGAAUCCGGCAAUCACCCCCGUCCGACGGCAUUGUAGAGGAAGACAGGGGCAAUGUAAAAUCACCGCCCGUCAAUGUCGGAAGAAUACAAAAUAUUGAUGCCACAAUAAUCAGAAGGGCGCCUCGUUAAUACAAUCGGAAUUCCCAGGAUAUUUUUUUUCUCGUACCGAUGGUCCAUCACAACCCGUUGAAUUUGAGGGGCGGCGAAUCCAUGAAUUUAGUGCUGGAAACCGCGCUCUCGUUCAAGAAUCUAGUUGGUCAAGACAUUGCAAAACCAGGACAAGAUAAUGCAGAUGUUAUUACAAAUGAAACGUAUUACACCGAUAAGCUAGCCUUAAUGUAUUCCCCACGCCCCGUAAGUGAGCUCGAUGCUGCUGCAGUGAAGCUGCAGAAAGUCUACAAGAGCUACCGGACUCGACGAAACCUCGCAGAUUGUGCUGUUGUCGUAGAGGAGCUAUGGUGGAAAGCCUUGGACUUUGCAGAACUAAAACUGAGCUCUGUGUCGUUUUUCAACGUCGAGAAACCAGAAACUGCCGUUUCAAAGUGGGCAAGAGCACGGACCAGAGCAGCCAAGGUCGGAAAAGGAUUGUCCAAGGAUGAAAAGGCUCAAAAACUGGCUCUGCAGCACUGGCUGGAAGCAAUCGAUCCACGUCAUCGAUAUGGGCACAACUUACAUCUCUAUUACGAUGUUUGGUUCGCAAGUGAAAGUGCACAACCUUUCUUUUACUGGCUGGAUAUUGGAGAUGGAAAAGAAGUGAAUCUCGAGAAAUGCGCGAGGACCAAACUGCAACGUCAAUGCAUCAAAUAUCUCGGACCCAAAGAGAGAGAAUCAUUCGAAGUGGUUAUCGAAAACGGGAAGCUUGUGUACAAAGAAAGCGGUUUCUUUGUGGAGACAAUCGAGGGCUCGAAAUGGAUAUUUGUUCUUAGCACAAUGAGAACUCUGUACAUAGGACAGAAGCAAAAAGGAAUGUUCCAACACUCGAGUUUCCUAGCUGGCGGAGCAAUAACAGCCGCCGGAAGAUUGGUUGCUCAUGAGGGUGUUCUCGAGGCGAUUUGGCCUUACAGCGGUCACUAUCUCCCAACGGAAGAGAACUUCAAGGAGUUCAUUAGCUUCCUCGAGGAGCACUCCGUCGAUCUUGUAAACGUAAAGAGAUGUGCUGUGGACGAUGACCGCCCCCCUCUAAGCAAAAGCGCUAGCAAAAACGAAGCGGGGCCCGCUUUAUCGGAAGCUCACGUCAGCGCAGCCAGCGACGGAGGAGAUCGUAAUAAUGAUAAGUCAAUGUACAGCAGCUUCGCUAGACGUAUGUCAUGCAAGUGGAGCACGGGGGCCGGGCCCCGCAUAGGUUGCGUGAGAGAGUACCCGGCGGAGCUGCAGUUCCGAGCGCUGGAGCACGUGAACCUCUCCCCGAAAAUGCCUCCUUCUUCUUACGGUGGAUCUUACGGUAACUACGGCCCGAUUCCUUCUCCUCGGCCAAGCCCGAAUGUCCGUCUCUCUCCUCGUGUUUCUUACAUGGGGCUGCCUAGUCCGAGGACCCAAAUCUCCACUGCCAACUCAGCUUGAGUGGGGCCCCAUUGCUAAUAAUAACUCAAAAUUCUUCAUUCUUUUAUUCAAUUCAAUAGAUUUCUUUCCUUUUUUUUUUUGUGGACAUGGUUUUUUAGUAAUUGUAAAGAGAUGAAGAGUCAGUAGUAUUCCAUAUUUGACUUUUGUUAUUGAUUUUAAUUUAUGAAAGCUGUCAAUAGUAUUCAA